AUGCAGAUAACACCCACUACCAUUAUCAGAACAGCUUCCAUCUACCAAGGGCUUACAGCGAGAGCAGUCAACCAUGAGGCCUAUCGCUAUCAGCGGACAUUUCGAGGAUGCUUUGGUGUCUGUCCUGAGCUGGCAGCGGAACUGUGGAACAUGUUGGAUGAUGAGGAUCCCCUCAGUGAUAUUCGAUGGGUGACCUACUUCCUUGCCACACUCAUGUUCCUGAGAACUUACACUGUCACCGCUGUAUUGGCCAUGAUCUUCAUGAAGGAUGAAAAGACAAUUCGGCAUUGGGUGUGGGUGUUCAUUGAGAAGAUCGCGAGCUUGGACUUGAAGUUUAAUGGUCCUGGACUGAGGUAUGAAAUUGCUGUGUGUAUUCAAACUGGAUGGAUUGUGUGGAUCAAUGGUCCCUUCCCUUGUGGCGAAUGGGUUGAUAUUGCAAUUUCUUUGUCAUCUUUGGUCCACAUGUUUGAAGGAGAUGAGAGAGCUGUGGCUGACAAGGGGUACAGGGGGUAUCCUCAGUACUUUGACUGCCCAUGGAGACACCUUGACAAUCAACAGCAGACUAGCAGGAAGGCUCUUGCAAGGGCCAGGCACGAAUGUGUCAAUAGGAGACUCAAGGAAUGGAGCUGCUUCCUUCAGAGGUGGUGCCAUUCCCUUGAUAAACAUGGUAAGAUGGCCCAUGCUGUGGCCAACAUUGUGCAGCUCCAAAUUAUGGACAAGCCGAUGUGGCAGGUGGAGUACUAUGAUAGAGUCGACAAUGAGUUUGACUUUGAUUAUUAA
Messenger RNA from Seminavis robusta, 780 nucleotides. The record is from the annotation of a GenBank genome assembly. NCBI's taxonomy places the organism in Eukaryota, Bacillariophyta, Bacillariophyceae, Naviculales, Naviculaceae.